UCACAGCCUCCCCACCGCCGAGUGACUUUCUCCACGGCCAAUCAGGCGCAGGACCUGCAGGACCUGCAGGACCCGUCCCAGCACAGCUACUACGACAGCGGCCUGGAGGAGUCGGAGACGCCCAGCUCCAAGUCCUCCUCGGGGACCCGGGUCGGCCCCCUGGCGCUGCCCGAGGACCACUACGAGAGAACCACGCCCGACGGCAGCAUCGGAGAGAUGGAGCACCCGGAGAACGACCUCAGGCCUCUCCCCGACGUGGCGAUGACCGGUAACUGCACCCACGAAUGCACCGAGUUUGGCCACUCUGACUCCUGCUGGAUGCCGGGCGGCGAGCCUUCCCCCACUCGCAAGGUGUCCCUGAACGCCCCCUCCAAGGUUUCCACCUUCGUGCCUUACCAGGAAACGGAGGGGCAGGAGCAGCUGAUGGCCAACGGCAGCCCCAAGCCUCUGACGGAGGACCGUGGGACGGGUACUGGAGGUUCUGGAGGUGGAUCCAAAGUGGCCAACAUGCGGUUCAUGACCCCCUACAGCAGUGCCUACUCUGGAGACCCGUCCGGAAAAGACUGUGAGCGCGAAGACAUCCCGUUGAGCCAGGCGGUCGAGUUUCACUCCGCCACGACUCCAACCGGCCAGACCUCCAAGAGGGAAAUCUACCUGUGAGGGGCGAAGAUUUCCACGUUAAAAUCCCACGAAAACCACCUCCCUACGUGUAACCGGUCUGGUGGGACGCCACAUUUAUCUCUGCGUUGUGUUGGGUGAUCAAAUAAAACCACAGGAUUUAUUAUCUGUGCAAAACAGAAUAUAAUAACUACAGCAGGAAAUGGCUUCACCAGCUUUUCUACAUUGACACCUCUCCUGAAGCGAGGCCUGAAGCGAGGCCUGAAGCGAGGCCUGAAGCGAGGCCUGAAGCGAGGCCUGAAGCGAGGCCUGAAGCGAGGCCUGAAGCCGACUCAGGAAGCAUACACAAAAUUCGAAAUAAUUAAAUUAACAUAUUUAACACAGGGGUGUCCAAACUACGGCCCGGGGGCCAAAUGCGGACCAUUGAAUCGGCGCUCAGCAAAUUCAAAAAGUAUAAUGGAAUAUGGGCCACAAAUGAAACGUGUGCUUGUACUUCUUAAAUAUAAAUUAAAUAUAUCACACAGUAGAAUUCAUGUGUUAAUAUUAGACCACUUUUCAAAUAAAUUCAGUCAAUUCAAGUUGGAAACAUGUUCUAACAUAUCUUAGUUGAUAAGAGAAAAGCCCAAUGACUUAUUUACAAGCUUGAAAUACACCCUUCAUAUUCUCCUCAUUAUAAUCACUCUUCUGUUUGAAGGGAUGAGCUGCCAUCACUCACGAGCAUCCUUUACCGACAUGUGAUUGAUUUUGCUAACUUAUAACUGAACUUAUGAGGCCAUACACCUCUAGUGAGCGGCCCAGCCGUUCUGUAUGUUGCCCUCGGUGACAAAAGUUUGGACACCCCUGCUUGAACUCAUAUACAUUUAUCCAUGGUGGCAAAUUAGUUGUUUUUUUGUAAAUUAAUAUAUAAAAAUAAACAAUACAAUUUACAAUUACACAUCACAACGCAGAGAUAAACGUGACGUCCAACCAGACCGGUUACAUACACACCUGAUUUCCCCCCCGUCGCUGCUCGCAAAAACCACAAGUCCCGCCCCCUCACCUUCGCCCCCUGUGCCUAAAAUACUACCAACGCCCCUUUCUUCCUUUUUAUAACUGCAUCCACCAGACAAGGCUUUAGACCCUCGCCCUCCUCCACCCACUGCCUCCUCCACCCUCGCCCUCCUCCACCCACUGCCUCCUCCACCCUCGCCCUC
This is a messenger RNA of Trematomus bernacchii (emerald rockcod), 1811 nucleotides long. RefSeq names its product protocadherin-9-like. The record is from RefSeq and is a predicted model, not a curated record. The transcript has 2 exons. Lineage: Eukaryota; Metazoa; Chordata; Actinopteri; Perciformes; Nototheniidae. The annotation marks the transcript as partial.